Castor canadensis (American beaver) is the source of this 443-nucleotide messenger RNA. NCBI's taxonomy places the organism in Eukaryota, Metazoa, Chordata, Mammalia, Rodentia, Castoridae. The record is from RefSeq and is a predicted model, not a curated record.
AGUUCAUUUUCAGUUACUCGUUGCCUUUUCUCUAUGAAAGCUCAUGUCUUAUAUAUAAUUUUAGGCCUCAAGAAAUCAAUAAAGAAGAACUAGAGGAAAAUAGCAUGAGAUGUGGUAGAAAGCUUGCCAAAGACGGUGAAUACUGCUGGCGAUGGACAGGUUUUAACUUCGGCUUUGAUCUACUUGUAACUUACACCAAUCGGUACAUCAUUUUCAAACGCAAUACACUGAAUCAGCCAUGUAGUGGAUCUGUCAGUUUACAGCCUCGAAGGAGCAUAGCGUUCAGAUUGCGGUUGGCUUCUUUUGAUAGUAGUGGAAAACUAAUAUGUAGUAGAACAACUGGCUAUCAAAUACUCACACUUGAAAAGGAUCAGGUAUGUGUAGUUACUUUUCUGUUACAUCACUAUAAUAUUUGUGUCUUGAAUUUUCUUGAAAAUUCUUAA